Salarias fasciatus (jewelled blenny) is the source of this 1909-nucleotide messenger RNA. It is a transcript of the gene gfra4b, whose product is annotated as GDNF family receptor alpha 4b. The record is from RefSeq and is a predicted model, not a curated record. Gene Ontology annotation, biological process: nervous system development. Bases 288 to 1583 code for a protein of 431 amino acids. Gene Ontology annotation, cellular component: signaling receptor complex; external side of plasma membrane. Lineage: Eukaryota; Metazoa; Chordata; Actinopteri; Blenniiformes; Blenniidae. Gene Ontology annotation, molecular function: signaling receptor activity. The transcript is spliced from 8 exons.
ACAGCGCGCAGGACAACUUUCCCCCUCAGCGUUACGCAUGGCUCUGCUUUUGCGCAACAGCGCGACACUGCCCGACGUCUUCGAGGAAACUGCCGGGGUUUUAGGAUAGAAGAAGAGGCGAGCAAGCAAAGUAGGCGAAAGACGCUCCCGGGACUUUAGAAGACAAUUCACUUCACGCAAAUGAUGGUCUCCAAAUGCACGCCGGGAUAUCCUGCCGUUACCGUGUAAACAUCCCGCUGUAGGCGAAGCUCCGACGCAUCACGCUGAAAUCCUGGUUCCUGACAGGGAUGGAUCUGUGGGGAGUUUACCUGUUUCAUCUCAUAACUUUGGCUCUGCUGGAGGUCAUACUGGCCGGCAGAGACUGCCUGGUGGCCGGGGACUCGUGCUCCAGCGACGAGAACUGCAGUCCGCGUCUGAGGACUUUGCGUCAGUGCGUGGCCGGCAACGGCAGCAUGAAGCUGGGCCCCGGGGCCAGGAGCCAGUGCGCUAAUGCAGUGUCCGCCCUGCUGUCCAGCCCUCUGCACGGCUGCCAGUGUAAACGAGGGAUGAAGAAAGAGAAGAACUGCCUGAGCAUCUACUGGAGCCUUCACCAGUCCAUCAUACAUGGGCUCAACUUGGUGGAGAGUUAUCCCUAUGAGACGGUGCAGAGGGAUUACGACUACGUCCGCUUGGCCUCCAUCACUGCUGACUCUGACGUUGGCAUGACAACUGUGAACCGCUGCCUGGAUGCAGCCAAAGCGUGCAACGUGGACGACCUGUGCCAGAAGCUCCGCACAGAAUACGUCUCGGCUUGCAUCAAACUCACUGCCAAGUCCGGCCUGUGCAACCGGCCGAAGUGCAACAGGGCCCUGCGCAGGUUCUUUGACCGCGUUCCCGCCGACUACACGCACGAGCUGCUUUUCUGUCCCUGCACGGACACGGCGUGCGCGGAGCGUCGGCGGCAGACCAUCGUGCCCAGCUGCUCCUACGAAGGCUCGGAGAAGCCAAACUGCAUCAUGCAGAUGAGGAUCUGCAACGCCGACUACGUCUGCAGGUCUCGUCUGGCGCAGUUUCAGUACGACUGUGAACCCUCCAAAACAUCUGCCAGCGGCUGCAAGCAAGGCAACUACGGCGCCUGCCUCCUCGCCUACACAGGGCUGAUAGGAAGUACGAUAACUCCCAACUACGUGGACAACUCCACAUCCAGCGUGGCCCCGUGGUGCUCGUGUUCAGCCAGCGGGAGCCAGAGAGACGAGUGUGACAGUUUCCUGGGAUUUUUCACAGACAACAUCUGUCUCAGGAACGCACUCAUGACGUUCGGGAGUGAGUCAGACCAGCAGCCGACUCUCAGCCAGUACAGCACGCCCAGCCAUGGCGGCAGAGAAAACAGGAGCGCCACUUCUCCACCAGAAACCAUAGAAACUAUGAGGAGCAUUCUGGAUUCCAUAAUACCAACGCAGGCUCUGGGGAACGAACUGCUGGUGGGUCACUCCACUCUGCCAUCCAACAGCAUCCCAAACUCUGCCUCAGCUCACAGUCUAAUGCCCCAAGCUGCCUUCAGCCUUCUGCUGCUGCUCCUCCAGCUCCUCAACAACGGACACUAAGAACUGCCGGGAAAUGUACUGAGGACCCUCCGAAAACCCAGCAGAUGGGAGGACCUGAGCAGUUCAUAGGGAAAAAAAAAAAGGACCAUAUGGCCAUAAUUCCUCCUGCUAAAUAUGUACAGCGAUUCACUUUUUCUAUUUUUGUGUCUAAAUAGUCCGAUUCCACCUGCCAGUGGCUCACGGCGUGGGAGCCCCGCGCGGGCGGACGCCUCGCCGUACUCCAACUGUACAUUAAUGUUGCAAUCAAGUCGAGCUGAAAUGAAGUUAUUUGUGGAUUAACCCAGCUUCUGGCUGUCCAGCUGUAUCUGUAUUCAAAGUUACGAUGA